Messenger RNA from Hibiscus syriacus, 852 nucleotides. Its product is annotated as guanosine deaminase-like. The transcript is spliced from 6 exons. Gene Ontology annotation, molecular function: guanosine deaminase activity; zinc ion binding. NCBI's taxonomy places the organism in Eukaryota, Viridiplantae, Streptophyta, Magnoliopsida, Malvales, Malvaceae. Gene Ontology annotation, biological process: purine nucleoside catabolic process. The record is from RefSeq and is a predicted model, not a curated record. The coding region runs from base 126 to 767 and encodes 213 amino acids.
GAACAAGCAUUGCUUGUUCUCAUAUCCAUCUCUCUGUCAUUCUAUCUUCUUCUCUUUUUCCCAUUUUUCGUUGACUAUCCAUUGCUUUUGAUUAAUCCAAGUUCUUAAUUUCCAUCUUUUUCAUCAUGGAAGAGACAAAGGUGUUGGAAGCUAAAGAAGGAACAAUUGCCGUUGCUUCUGCUUUUCCUGGUCACCAAGAAGCUGUGUCACAGUUUGUAGAUCAGACUGAUGGUUAUGGUAUGGAAUAUUCCUUGGAUAUGCUGUGUCGAUCCGGACUCGAGGCUGUACAAGAUAGAGACCACAAAUUCUUAACACAAGCAAUUGAAGAAGCAUAUAAAGGGGUUGAAUGUAAAGAUGGAGGGCCAUUUGGUGCGGUCGUAGUUUGCAACGAUGAAGUCAUUGUGAGUUGUCACAACAUGGUUUUGAAAAACACUGACCCUACUGCCCAUGCAGAGGUUACCGCUAUUCGAGAGUCAUGCAAGAAGCUGAAUCAGAUUGAGCUCUCAGACUGUGAAAUAUACGCUUCAUGUGAGCCUUGCCCAAUGUGCUUUGGGGCCAUUCAUCUAUCGAGAAUCAAGAGGCUGGUUUAUGGAGCCAAAGCAGAGGCAGCCAUAGCAAUAGGGUUUGAUGAUUUCAUUGCUGAUGCAUUGAGAGGUACUGGUUUUUACCAGAAGGCUAACUUGGAGAUCAAGCAAGCCGAUGGAACUGGUGCUGUGAUUGCAGAACAAGUAUUUGAGAAGACUAAGGAAAAGUUUACCUUGUACUAAUUUCUCACAGUUCCUUUUUAAAUCUUUCACAACUGAAAACAGCUUCAAGUUUAUGUUAAAAUUGUACUUUUUCAAAGUCAUUAAU